UCUUUGAAGGCAACACCUGGUUCUACCUGGCGGAAACAGAAGAGACCUGAUCCAACAGGUGUGCUUCGAAUUUUGCAAGCUAGUUGAACACCUGGAGGCUGUGCCAGCUUUCCAUGGGAGCCUGGGGUUUCUCAUGUGUGUGUCUGCAUUUUCCAAGCUGUGUUACUAUUUCUUUUGCAACCAAAGGACACCAAUCAAGACAGAGUAAAACGUUUGGGAGCCGUGCACGGGCCGGCAAAAAGAAUUACAUCACUGUCUUCAAAGCAACUUCUGCUCAGCCGAGAAGGCAAAGAUGAGAUUCCUGCAUUUGUUGCUGGGCGGACUCCCCGUCGCCAUUGGUUUGGUGGCUUUCAUGUGGAGAGAUACCUUCGACCCAGAAAGUCUCAUGGGCGCCCGUGUUCUCGUGACUGGUGCCAGCACUGGGAUUGGAGAAGAGAUGGCCUAUCAUUAUGCCAGAUUCGGGGCUCAGAUUGUCCUGACGGCCAGGAGGGAGGCAGUCCUGCAGAAAGUGAUGGAGAAAUGCCAGGAGCUGGGAGCAAAGAAAAUCUUCUACUUCCCCGCUGACAUGGCUUCUCCAGAGGAGGCUGAAAAGCUGGUCCGGUUUGCAUUGGAACACCUUGGAGGCUUGGAUUAUGUGGUUCUUAACCAUAUCGGCUGGACCCCUUACGUGAUGUGGGCUGGAGAUUUGGACCACACACGCUGGCUCAUGCAGGUAAAUUUCUUUAGCUAUGUUUCGAUAGCAUCAGCAGCCCUGCCUGCCUUGACGGUGAGCAAGGGAUCCCUCGUCGUCGUCUCCUCCCUUACAGGGAAAAUCGGGACGCCCUUCACAACCUCCUAUUCCGCCACCAAGUUUGCCCUGGACGGCUUCUUUACUUCCUUGCGCCAUGAGCUCAUCAUGCAGGAGAAGGACGUGAGCGUGACGCUCUGUAUCCUGGGCCUCAUUGACACGGAGUCGGCUUUGAACAAAACAAGGGACUUGGUGACCAUGACGGCUGCUCCAGCAUCCGAAGCUGCCUUGGCCAUUGUGAAGGGUGGAGCAACCCGGGCCAUGGAGAUCUUCUACCCCUGGACAGUCAGAGUGCUGUAUUUCAUCCGAGAUUGGUUCCCGGAACAAAGGGACAUGAUCCUACGCAGUAAAUAUAACUACAAACCUCCCAGGGACUAGAUGCUUUGCUAAUUGGGGGGGGGGUCUCUAGCGAUGUCAGGACCGUGACUCCCUGCGUGGGGAUAGUGGGAGUUGUAGUCCUGACACAUCUGGAGCCCCCUCCAAUUGGGGAAGGCUGGUCUCAAGCAGAAGGUAGAUUUCCAGACAUUUUGGACUAAUUUCCAACAUUCCGCACAUGCUGGUUGGGGCUUCUUAAGAACAUCAGAAGAGCCCUGGUGGAUCAGACCAAGGGUCCAUCUAAUCCAGCAAGCCAGUUGGCCACUGUGUGAACUGAAUGCUGGACUAGAUCAACCCUUGGUCUGAUCCACCAGGGCUCUUUGGAUGUUCUCAGAUCUUAUCCUGUCUUCUGCCCACUCCUGCACUAAAGGAUUAUGGGAGAAGAGAGCAACUGUCAUCCUUGAUGCUCACCUGGACUUCAAACCAGGCUUUUGUGCGGAGAUGGAGAUGGAACCAUCAUCACACCCUAAAGGUGUCUCACAGUUGAAAGCCACCCAAGGCAACACACUCACACACAAUGUCCAUAAUCCAUAAGAACAUAAGAACUGCCAUGCUGGAUCAGACCAGGGGUCCAUCUAGUCCGGCACGCUGUUCACACAGUGACCCACCAGCUGUUGACCAGGGACCAACAAGCUAGACAUGGUGCAACAGCACCCUCCUGCCCAUGUUCUCCAGCAACUGGUGUAUACAGUGACCCACCAGCUGCUGACCAGGGACCAACAAGCUAGACAUGGUGCAACAGCACCCUCCUGCCCAUGUUCUCCAGCAGCUGGUGUAUACAGUGACCCACCAGCUGUUGACCAGGGACCAACAAGCUAGACAUGGUGCAACAGCACCCUCCUGCCCAUGUUCUCCAGCAACUGGUGUAUACAGUGACCCACCAGCUGUUGACCAGGGACCAACAAGCUAGACAUGGUGCAACAGCACCCUCCUGCCCAUGUUCUCCAGCAGCUGGUGUAUACAGUGACCCACCAGCUGUUGACCAUGGACCAACAAGCUAGACAUGGUGCAACAGCACCCUCCUGGCCAUGUUCUCCAGCAACUGGUGUAUACAGUGACCCACCAGCUGUUGACCAGGGACCAACAAGCUAGACAUGGUGCAACAGCACC
Molecule: messenger RNA, 2272 nt
Organism: Elgaria multicarinata webbii
Lineage: Eukaryota; Metazoa; Chordata; Lepidosauria; Squamata; Anguidae
Gene: HSD11B1L
Product: hydroxysteroid 11-beta dehydrogenase 1 like
Exons: 8
Coding region: 293-1165 (290 amino acids)
Cellular component (GO): intracellular membrane-bounded organelle
Molecular function (GO): oxidoreductase activity
Source: RefSeq, a predicted model, not a curated record